Molecule: messenger RNA, 931 nt
Organism: Hibiscus syriacus
Lineage: Eukaryota; Viridiplantae; Streptophyta; Magnoliopsida; Malvales; Malvaceae
Product: axial regulator YABBY 5-like
Exons: 7
Coding region: 228-872 (214 amino acids)
Biological process (GO): cell fate commitment; multicellular organism development; abaxial cell fate specification
Cellular component (GO): nucleus
Source: RefSeq, a predicted model, not a curated record
UUGCCUGCCACUGCUCUACGAAUCCCACGUUCCUGUCUGUCUGCUUUCACCUUCUUUACAGUUCUUGAAUUCUCGAUUUCUUUCUUCAUUAUUGUGCUGCUUUGCUGUUUGAUCAUAAAUACGAACUCCGGGUAUUUCUUUCUGGUGUUCUCUCCGUUUCUCUGGGCUUAAACCUAAAACAAAACGAAAAUUGUUUGAUAUCAGAGAAAAGAAAAGAAAACUCAAAGAUGUCAAGCUCCAACCCUAUUUAUGCACCAGAACAACUCUGUUACAUUCCUUGCAACCUUUGCAACAUGAUUCUCGCGGUGAAUGUUCCAUGCAGCAGCUUGUUUGAAACCCUGACAAUUCGAUGUGGGCAGUGCUCCAAUCUGUGUUCAAUAAACAUGGCCGCUUCCUUUCAAUCGAGAGCUGGGAAAGAUAUUCAGGUGCCUAAGUAUACCUCGUCAGAGUAUAGAAUUGAGUUAAGCUCCUCUUCCAGAGUCAAGACGAAGCUUCCAAAGCGACCAACAACAACCGUUCAACAAAGGGUUGUGAAUCGACCUCCUGAAAAGAGGCAUAGAGCACCUUCGUUGUACAAUCAGUUCAUCAAAGAGGAGAUUCAAAGGAUCAAGAUGAACAAUCCUGAUAUCAGCCACAGGGAAGCAUUUAGCACUGCUGCCAAGAAGUGGGCACGAUUCCCUCACAUUGAUUUUGGACUCAUGUUGGAGACUGAUGAUCAACCCAAGCUGAAUGAUGCAAGCCUCGACCGAGCAUUUCCAGCAACUGCUCAAGUAAAAAUGGGUAUUUCGUUUUCGAAGAUGAUUGCAGUGACAUAUGUGUUUCUCUAUCUGUUUGUGUGUUGGUUGGAUGUGAAAGGAUUUUAUUAUAUUUGAAGGCCGAAUGAACUUAUAUUUGCUUGUUUUUAUUAGGGCUUGAACAGCUUGCUUUUAUC